AUGGUUUCCCCCAAAUUCAAACGACUCAAAACCCUAAACAACUCAGACACCGAUCACAACCGCCUGAUCGCCUCCGUCACCACCACCACCUCCGCCGCCGCAAUUCCUUACUUACCUAACAACGUCAUCGAACACAUCCUCUCCUUCCUUCCGAUCAAGCUCGCCGCUCGCGCCACCGCCGUUUCGAAGCAGUGGGGGUCCCUCUGGCCUUCGUUCCCCGUAAUCGAUUUCGACGAGGGCGACCCCUCCGAUCCCGACGACCCUGCCAAGUCCCAAAGAUUCCUCCAUUUCUUGGAGAAUUGCAUGGAACGCUGCCGGAAUCAGAUGAGCUUAGACAAGCUCAGGCUUCGAAUCGCACACAGCCUCGCCGGAGACGACAUCGGCACGAUUGACGAGUGCGUGACGUUUGCACUUGAGAGAUUUGUGGAAGAUUUGGAGAUCUGUUUCGUCGAAGAAGCCGAAACUGAGGUUAGCUUGUACCUGAUCCCCCAAGCAGUUUUCUCUUCACAUUUCUUGGUUAGCUUGAAUUUGGAGAAAGUUAAAAUCGAUAUCAGUUCUAGAGUAGAAGCUGAUGAUCCUAUAACCCUAAGUUCACUGGAAACCAUGUCCCUCAAAGAGGUUGAAUUCGACGACGAAAAUGAUCUUGAGAUCUUGCUUUCGGGUUGCCCUCGUCUCUGGUACUUAGAAUUGAAUCAGUGUGAUCUUGGCUACACGCUCGGGUGUCUGGAAGUUUCAAUUCCAAGUCUGAAAUCGUUGUAUAUCUCGGAUUGCCAUGCUUUGGAUUUUGAAGUAAAAUGUAUCAAUCUUGAGAAUUUUGUAUUCUUUUCUGAGUGCACCUGUUCCCACCAUGGUGCUUUGACUGUGUGGGAGUGUUACAGACUGAAGCAUCUCACCAUUUCUAGUUUGGGCUUGACAGGACUUCUUUUGCUUGAUUGUGAAAGGAGUAUCGAUUAUGCAAUUUUCACUCCAAGUCUGUUGCAUUUUCUGUUUAGUGGCUUGGUGCAGGCCAAGGUUCAUUUCCUGGUAUCUCCAAUAAGCUUGUUACAUGCUACCGUCAGAAUUACGAAUGAGAUGUGGCCCUUUGAGUAUUACUCUUUUCUGAGAGAUUGUCUUGAAAGUUUCAAUUGCUCCAGAAAACUGGAGAUAGAGAUUCGUGAUGCUGAGGGUGUCAUAAUACCAGAACAUUGCAGAAAGGAGUGGUCUCCACCAUUACCUAGUGUCAAGCAGCUGCAGCUAACCUUUAGUAAUCCAUUAUGGGACAGAGAUUAUUGGUUGGAUCCCUCCUUGUCUUGGAUAGCAUCAUCUGCGGAGAUUCUUCCCCAUCAGUAUAAUAGCACCAUCCCUCCCAUUUGACUGUCAGGUAUUCCCUUCUUUCAUUCAGAAUUUUGCCAAAGUUAAUGAUUCUACCACUAAAGUUCAUUGAUAAAAUUUGAUCAAUAGCAGUGCUAUAUGUAUACUCUUGCGAUUAUUGAUUUUUAGAUCCAUGUUUAUCUUAUUUAAAAUAUGUAAUAAAGAAUAAAAGAGCAUUCAUGUCUGAAGUUUAACAAUCAACUGGAAUCUUCUUCGUUCCUUGGUCUAGACAUAAGAAUGGAUGUACUGAUGAGUGAGAGUCCCUAAUUUAUGCAUCCU
Molecule: messenger RNA, 1629 nt
Organism: Fragaria vesca subsp. vesca
Lineage: Eukaryota; Viridiplantae; Streptophyta; Magnoliopsida; Rosales; Rosaceae
Product: F-box/LRR-repeat protein At3g58930-like
Exons: 2
Coding region: 1-1353 (450 amino acids)
Molecular function (GO): protein binding
Source: RefSeq, a predicted model, not a curated record